Messenger RNA from Cavia porcellus (domestic guinea pig), 3868 nucleotides. Its product is annotated as neuronal acetylcholine receptor subunit alpha-7. Gene Ontology annotation, molecular function: acetylcholine-gated monoatomic cation-selective channel activity; acetylcholine receptor activity; acetylcholine binding. NCBI's taxonomy places the organism in Eukaryota, Metazoa, Chordata, Mammalia, Rodentia, Caviidae. Bases 689 to 2011 code for a protein of 440 amino acids. Gene Ontology annotation, biological process: regulation of membrane potential; nervous system process; signal transduction. The record is from RefSeq and is a predicted model, not a curated record. Gene Ontology annotation, cellular component: postsynaptic membrane; plasma membrane; acetylcholine-gated channel complex. The transcript has 14 exons.
GCGACGCCGAGCCGGCCGGGUGCGCCGCCGCGGGCGCCUCGCCCCCCGGAGCCACGCCCCCUCCGCCAGGGCGACCUCUGCCGUGGCGCCCCCGGCCCUGGUGUGUCCCGGGACCCUGCACCCCUUAGAGACAGGAUACUUUUGUCUUUGGGAGGCUGUCGCAUCCAUGGAAUUAUGCAACAAAUUAUGCAAUAUGCAACACAGGAAACCGAUUAUUCAGUGCAUCCUUGUGGCUUCAGCACUCAUCCAUGUAGAAGCAGCUCAGUUCUUGAACUCACUAUGCAGCCCAGGCUAGCCUUGAACUCUCAGCAAUCCUCCUGCCUGAGCCUCUCCAGUGCCGAAUUACAGAUGAAGAAACUCCCUGCCGGGCACAUCACUGUGAAGUCCUCUGCGGACACACACCCAAAGCACCAGGGCCAAGCAUCCAGGCACGGAAACUUCCAAAGUGUCACCAUGAUGAGCUGGGCUCCUCCACCAACCCUACUUCAGGAUGCAUUGUGCCAAGACAGGCCCCGAACAUCAGAGCCUGGUUACCGUGAUCUGACACCUCUGAUGCGUGUCCCUGCAAGGCGAGUUCCAGAGGAAGCUCUACCGGGAGCUGGUCAGGAACUACAACCCCUUGGAGAGGCCCGUGGCCAACGACUCGCUGCCGCUCACCGUCGUCUUCUCCCUCAGCCUCCUGCAGAUCAUGGACGUGGACGAGAAGAACCAAGUUCUGACCACCAACAUCUGGCUGCAAAUGUCUUGGACAGAUCACUAUCUGCAAUGGAAUAUGUCAGAAUAUCCAGGCGUGAAGACUCUUCGCUUCCCGGAUGGCCAGAUUUGGAAGCCAGACAUUCUUCUCUAUAACAGCGCUGAUGAGCGGUUUGACGCCACCUUCCACACCAACGUCCUGGUGAAUUCUUCUGGGCAUUGCCAGUACCUCCCUCCAGGCAUCUUCAAGAGCACCUGCUACAUCGAUGUGCGCUGGUUCCCCUUCGACGUGCAGCAGUGCAAGCUGAAGUUUGGGUCCUGGUCUUACGGCGGGUGGUCCUUGGACCUCCAGAUGCAGGAGGCGGACAUCAGCAGCUACAUCCCCAAUGGAGAGUGGGACCUUGUGGGGAUCCCUGGCAAGCGGAGCGAGAAGUUCUACGAGUGCUGCAAAGAGCCGUACCCCGACGUCACGUACACGGUGACCAUGCGCCGCAGGACGCUGUACUACGGGCUCAACCUGCUCAUCCCUUGUGUGCUCAUCUCAGCGCUGGCCCUGCUGGUGUUUUUACUCCCAGCAGACUCCGGGGAGAAGAUUUCUCUCGGAAUCACAGUCCUCCUGUCCCUCACGGUGUUCAUGCUGCUCGUGGCUGAGAUCAUGCCUGCGACGUCUGACUCAGUACCGCUGAUAGCCCAGUACUUUGCCAGCACUAUGAUCAUCGUGGGCCUCUCAGUUGUGGUGACAGUGAUCGUGCUGCAGUACCACCAUCACGACCCCGACGGAGGCAAGAUGCCCAAGUGGACCAGAGUCAUCCUACUGAACUGGUGUGCAUGGUUCCUGCGCAUGAAGCGGCCAGGGGAGGACAAGGUGCGGCCCGCCUGCCAGCACAAGCAGCGCCGCUGCAGCCUGGCCAGCAUGGAGCUGAGUGCGGGGCCCGCCCCUCCUGCCAGCAACGGCAACCUGCUGUACAUCGGCUUCCGAGGCCUGGAGGGCGUGCACUGCGCCCCCACCCCGGACUCGGGGGUCGUGUGCGGCCGCAUGGCCUGUUCCCCCACGCAUGACGAGCACCUGCUGCACGCGGGGCAGCAUCCCGAGGGGGACCCGGACCUCGCCAAGAUCCUGGAGGAGGUGCGCUACAUCGCCAGCCGCUUCCGCUACCAGGACGAGAGCGAGGCCGUGUGCAGCGAGUGGAAAUUCGCGGCCUGCGUGGUGGACCGCCUGUGCCUCAUGGCCUUCUCGGUCUUCACCAUCAUCUGCACCAUCGGCAUCCUCAUGUCCGCACCCAACUUCGUGGAGGCUGUGUCUAAAGACUUCGCGUGAUGUCAGCCGGCCUGCACGUGUAGGAAACACAGAGUCAGGCAGAGUCGGGGGGUGGGUGAGAAUUUGGGGAGCUGCCCCAGAAGCACCGUUCAUGGGAUGACCCCGUGUAUCCUUAGACUGACCGUCCUGAUGGUUGCAGUUCAUAACAGGAUCUGAGCACCUUUCUCUUGAGUCCCAGUGUGGCACAGCCUUACCGGUGGCGGAGCUGGUUAACGGCCAUUUCGCCCACUGAUUACUCCCUAGAUAGCCCUGCAGGAGGGUUUCUGUAGCUCUAGACUGCCACAGGAGGCCUGCGUCAUGGUUCUGCAUGCCUGCAUGUCACUUGCCGGUAAGGCCCACCUGGAAACACAGUGUAUGUCAUUUGCCUGUGUACAAAUCUAGCUCGAAACAAAUAAUAAACCACACUCACUUGCUCCAUUCCAACAGUGGACUUGGAAAAGAACACCAAAAGAACUAAAAGCUCACCUGUUGGUUUUUCUGCAAUUCAGCUUUUUCUCUCCUCUAUCUUGGAUAGCUGGUAGAGAAAACAGUUUUAUUGUCAUUCCUAUAGGAGAGAAUUGGUCAUUCUGCAAACUUACACAUAGCGAGUUUGUGUCAGUUCAAAACCAGAAGCAGCCCCAGCUGUCUGUGUAUGUGUGGGGUGUGAGUGUGUCCCCUGUAGGUCCCAGAUAGCUCCCCACUUUCCUGUAUUGUCCCAGACAUGGAGGAGUUAAGCAAAUCUGUUGUAUUCUGAAAAGGACAAAGAGAGAUCUACGAGAACUACCAGGCGAGGGAAAUGACAGAAGUUAACUUCAACCAUCCAAAUGUUUUUAGACAAGCGUGCAGUACUUGCUUCACGUGGAUUAGGGAUGAUUAGUCUUAGAAAUGUGCACAUCCAUGUACGUGCACACCAUAAGGCGACCAUGUUCUCUGGCUUUUUCUCCAUGUGAAGCCAAGGGCAGAAGCCAGAACCUCUAGGGCCCCAGCACGGCAGGCACUGGGAGGGCUGGUGCGGCGGAUGGCUUUGCUAAACACAGGGAGACCUUCCGAGGCUGCACAGCCACGUCCCUGCUUUGUGGCUUUUCUCUCUGCUCCUGACUUGUUCACCCCAGCAGCAGCCAAGGAAGCUGGCUUGGCUUCAUUGCAGAGGUUUAAUCGUAAAAUCUAGCAGGUGACGCGGUGCUCCACUGAGGUUCUCUAGAUGAUGACAGUCAUUCUGCCUCUUUCCAUUCUUACUUUUAAUGAGACCAGAGAGUAGUGCACCAGUCUCCAGCUUUGAGGCCACAAAGCUGCACAAGGCUUCUAAGCUCCUGGAGUCCCUUAGUCUGUGCCCAACCCCUGAGAUGGGCUCAUCGUGAGGGAAGCUUAGGUUUUCCAGAGCAAAGAAGCACACUUGUAUCCAUUUCCCAGCCUUCAUGUCACUCUUUUCUGGGUAAUGCACACGAACGUGUUUGUGCUGGAGCAAGGUGAAGGGUCAUAUGUGCUCUGUGUGUAGCAUGUGUGCAUGCAUGUGCACACGUGCCUGUGUGUGCAAUUCAGGAGCAUGGGUGUGGCUUACACCAGGGAGGCUGAUAAAGCAGGAGAUGGUGGCACUGAGCCUGUGGUGUGGGGCCACCUGCAGAGCCCACCCACUCCACGUGGAGUAGACAAGUGACACACAAUAUUUCCUGGGUUUGUUUUUUCUUUCUAUUGCAAAGUAUCUUUAAAAACAAAAAGAAAAGUUUUGAUAUACAAAGAGAUUGCUUCAUUUCUUAUUGUUACCCAAAAUUGUUCUCUACCACAGUUUUGCUUUAAGAGAGAAUCCACUUUUUUGGUUUUGUAUUUUAUAUGGAAAAGCAUAAAAGGCAAAUAAACGUAGCUCAUGGUUUGACCCUCCAA